Messenger RNA from Moesziomyces antarcticus, 1899 nucleotides. RefSeq lists its product as uncharacterized. The coding region runs from base 1 to 1899 and encodes 632 amino acids. NCBI's taxonomy places the organism in Eukaryota, Fungi, Basidiomycota, Ustilaginomycetes, Ustilaginales, Ustilaginaceae. The record is from RefSeq and is a predicted model, not a curated record. The transcript has 5 exons.
AUGCACCCUUAUCGGCUUCCGGCUCUUCUGUCCAUCUUCCUCCUCCUCGCGUCGAUCGCUCUGACCCACGCUCUGGCCUCGCUGCCCUUGAAGCUGGAAAGGCGUGUCAACCCAGACCACAACUCUGGCACGAUUCCGGGGAAUGUAGCAGAGACGCUGCCGGAGCAUGCAGCCGGAUCGACGUCGGGAAACGUAGCAGGGGUGUUACCGGAGCAUGUGAGAGGAAUCCUACCAGAGCACGUAGCAGGAACGCCCUCGGAGAACGUAGCUCGGACAAUAUCCUAUCAAGCCAUCGAAGCUGGCUUCUUCCGUCCUCAUACGCGAUGGACGCCGCUGGUCAGUAACCCCAUGCGCGCUCUAUGGUACUACAGAGCCUUAUUCCACAAGCGAGUACCGAUCUUCUUCACCGGGCAUGAUGGGUUCAGCAAGCGGGAGCUUGAGCAAGCCUAUGCUGACUUUGGUGGCUUUCACGUCUUGGGUCGACCCGAACUGGGCGAACACACACUGACGGUUGUCAAAGGUCGCUACAAUAUCCCCUUGGUUCGUCAUGCCACUCGAAGUGUUCAUCAACACGCUCUCAACGCCUACUCUACUCGAUCCGUAUUCGGAGAUACCGCGGCAUCGGUUGCGUUCGGGUACGAACUGCCACCAACCCACUCGAUGAUGCGGUCCAGCGUGGCUUUGCCGUCGUGGGAUGCGGUCUGGGAGGGAGUGCACGCUCCUGAGAACAUGGCGGUUCGCGAGGCAAAGAGACAGCUCGAAAGAGAUCACCAUAUCAGCUUCCAGUCGGCCGAUGGCAACAAUCAGCUCGGCGUGCGCCUGCUUAAUAACGGCAAGAAAGAGAUCCAGUGGCUGAUCGACACCCGUCCCCGAACCGCACGUUCAGACAGCUGUGAUGUGCUCGGUGUCUUCUAUUCGCCCGCUAUCAAUAACGUUCUGGAUCCCACGCCCACAAGCUGUCAUGCUUGGAAGAUGAGGUUGGUGGGUCCGCCUGUACAUGAUGAAGCCCAUUCGACCAAGUCAAUGGCGGCUCUCGAGCCUCUCGAGGCGGUGAAAGUACCGGUCAAGCGUCUCUCCAAGUCGACAUUCCACUUGCGGCCAUUACACUUGCUUUUGUCGUAUGAGGAGACACACGUCAUUGCCCUCACGGGCUUCUUCAUAUGCGUGCAGUCGCUGCCCGGCCCGAAUGCACCGAUGCUGAGCAAGCGCAUGUAUGCAACGGGCAACCGAGCCACCUCUUCCGGAGAGCUGGGCUUCAACGAUGUGUACAACGGAGGCUUCCAGCCUGCGCCGGGAACACGAGGCAUCACGCGGGACAUUCCGCGCUUCUACAACGGCAUGUACUUCUACCACCGCGCACCGGUCUUCACCUUCUAUCGGGGUCAGAGAAUCUCCAAGCUCGACCUCGACGUCGCCUUGGCCACAUUCAACCGCUUCCACGUCUAUGAUCUCGUCGAGGGUCGGUACACCACCAUCGAGCGCGAUGGAAGCGAUGCCACCCGAGCCAUUCGGUCCGCCUGGCACGGAGACAUCGAAGCCUAUAUGCGGCGAGCUUUCUCCACCAGUGGACGGUUCGGACGACACAUAUCCCUCGUCGUCCAUGGUCAUCCAAUGAGAACAGGAAGGUACAAGAAGAUCGCGGGUUUUAGGUGGCCAGAAUCGCCUCCAACCUGGAAUACGGUCUUUCGAACCGUGCCCUUUAGGCAAGAUCCUCGACUGGCCCCCGACGAGGCAGAAGAGUUCCGCUUGAACCUGAGGAGGAAGCUCGAUACGCAGAGAUCUGCGCAUUUCCGCAGUCUGGAUAACUCCAGAGCCAUCGGGAUCAGGGCCCUUCAUAACGGCAACAUAGAGUACGAGGUGAGGGACAUGAUCGGAAGGGUGUCGAGGUUCCACCCUUAG